AUGGGGACAUCAAUUGCAGAACUCCACAAACUCUUGACGCCGAAGCUUCCUGAAUCUCGGCGUGACACACGCCCUCUUGAGCUUGGCAAGAUGGAGUCUGAACUUCAAUCCCAGAUCCCUGGCCUCGACCAGAUCAUCACCGAAUACUCAGUGGGCUACCUGACCCAUGCCGCAAACCUCUACGUCGACGAUGCCAGUGGCGAGUCCCCAUUGUCAGAGGCCGCCGAAUCCGUGACCGAGCUCCUAGUCUCCGCUUCUGGAGAUUUCUCCCCGCAAAACUACGAAGCGAUCGGCAACUUGGUUACGAGGUUCAUCACCACGCUGAGCUCUUCCGAUGGCGAUUCGGAACGGAGGCAAAUGCCCUUCAAGGCCAAGAAGCUUGAACAGACCAUCAAUGUCGGCGCACAGCGGAACAUGUCCUCGACACUGGGUCUCACUGGAAACACUGUCGACUUAGAAUCUGCCAAUGCCAGAAAGAUGGAGUCCAAGGUGGACAAGAAGAAGCUUGAGAAGGCCGAGCGCAAGAUUCGCGCCAAGCAGGACAAGAAGUCCAUGAAGAACGUUACCUACGAGGCGUCCCGUCUGCUCAACCAGCCAGAUGAGGCCAUGUCCUACGAGGAGUUCUUCAUGGCUGUCAACCCUCUCCAAUUGGGCUCGGACUCCCAGGCCAAGAGUAAGGACAUCAAGUUGGAUAACAUCGAUAUCUCGAUUAGUGGCCUGCGCAUUCUUACAGAUGCUGCCUUCACACUCGCUUAUGGUCGUCGUUACGGUCUUGUUGGUCAGAACGGUAUCGGUAAAUCUACACUUUUGCGUGCUUUGAGUCGCAGAGAAAUCCCUAUUCCGACCCACGUUUCUAUUCUCCACGUUGAGCAAGAGAUCACCGGUGACGAUACACCAGCUUUGCAAGCAGUGCUGGAUGCCGAUGUGUGGCGGAAACAUCUUCUCUCGGAGCAAGCGAAAAUCUCGAAACAACUGGCAGCCAUCGAAGAAGAAAGAUCUUCAUUGGCGGAUACUUCGAAGGAUGCUGCUAGACUCGACGAGGAGCGAGAGGGCCUGGACAUCACGUUAAGUGAUAUUCAUGGAAAGCUUUCAGAAAUGGAGUCUGAUAAGGCCGAAUCCCGCGCGGCCAGUAUCUUGGCUGGUCUUGGUUUCUCCCAAGAGCGUCAGCAGUACGCCACCAAGACCUUCUCCGGAGGUUGGAGAAUGCGUUUGUCUCUCGCACGAGCUCUAUUCUGCGAGCCUGAUUUGCUUUUGCUCGACGAACCGUCUAACAUGUUGGACGUUCCGUCCAUUACUUUCCUUUCUAAUUACCUCCAGGGAUACCCUAGCACAGUCCUUGUGGUUUCUCACGAUCGUGCAUUCUUGAACGAAGUCGCCACGGAUAUUAUCCACCAGCACUCCGAGAGGUUGGACUACUACAGAGGAGCUAACUUCGAAUCCUUCUAUGCAACCAAGGAGGAGCGCCGGAAGACUGCUAAGCGCGAAUACGAGAAGCAAAUGGGCGAGAGAGCACACUUGCAAGCAUUCAUUGAUAAGUUCCGAUACAACGCUGCCAAGUCCUCUGAGGCACAAUCGAGAAUCAAGAAGCUUGAGCGCAUGCCAGUUCUUGAAGCUCCAGAGGCCGAGUACACCGUGCACUUUGCAUUCCCCGGAGUCGAGAAGCUUUCACCACCCAUUGUCCAGAUGUCCGACGUUUGCUUCGGUUACACCAAGGACAAGCCUCUUCUCAGGGAUGUCGAUCUGGAUGUUCAACUUGAUUCGCGUAUUGGAAUUGUCGGACCUAACGGUGCUGGUAAGACCACAGUUCUGAAACUACUCACUAACCAGCUUGAGCCAACAAGCGGUCUUAUCUCCACAAACUCGAGACUGCGCAUUGGAUUCUUUGCCCAACAUCACGUGGAUGCUUUGGACAUGACUACCAGUGCAGUCGGCUUCAUGACCAAGACAUACCCCGGUAAAACUGACGAGGAGUACCGACGACACCUGGGAGCCUUCGGUAUCACUGGUACAACCGGUCUCCAACGCAUGGAACUGCUGUCUGGAGGUCAGAAAUCUCGUGUUGCAUUUGCUUGCUUGUCCUUGACCAAUCCUCACAUCCUUGUUCUUGACGAACCUUCCAAUCACUUGGAUAUCGAGGGUAUGGAUGCUCUAUCAGAUGCACUCCGGGUGUUCGAGGGAGGUGUGGUGAUGGUUUCUCACGAUGUUACCAUGUUGCAGAAUGUCUGCACCAGUCUCUGGGUUUGCGACGGCGGUACUGUUCACAAGUUCGACGGCACCGUCAACGCCUACAAGAAGAGGAUCACCGCACAGGCUGAUGCUGCCGAUGAUACUUCAGGGCUAGAGCUAGAAAAGCCCGAAGACAUGACGGGCGCAGAUGAGCAAGAACAAUCGGGUCCCCAUGCCCCUUUGCUCGCCUCAUCACACGCCUCUUCGGAUCACGAUGACAAUGGCCACGAUGAGAGCCUGGCCUCUGAGCUGGAAUACUCAGGAGGGUGGUUUAUAUGGGCGUUGACCUUCUCCGCUGGGAUAAGCGGUCUACUAUUUGGAUAUGACACAGGUGUUAUCUCGUCUACUUUGGUGACCAUCGGGUCAGAUCUUUCGGGCCGGACAUUAACAACACUGGACAAAAGCCUCAUUACAUCAUGCACUAGCCUGUUUGCGUUGAUCGCGAGCCCAUUCACCGGAGUACUAGCGGACAAGUUUGGUCGUCGGAAGGUCAUACUUGGUGCAGAUCUGUUGUUUGCAGUUGGAGCUUUGGUACAGGCCUUCACAAGCCAGGUUUGGGGUAUGAUUCUUGGGCGCAGUAUUGUUGGCCUUGCUGUUGGUAGCGCGAGUGCAGUGACCCCAUUGUAUAUCUCCGAGUUGGCUCCUUCGCACGCAAGAGGAAGACUUGUCACAAUCCUUAGCUUGUUCAUCACCGGUGGGCAGGUAGUGGCAUACAUAGUUGGGUGGCUGUUUUCUAGUACAACUGGAGGCUGGCGGUGGAUUGUGGGAAUCGGGGCAUUCCCGGCCUUCUUCCAGCUUGCUAUUCUCGCUCUGCUACCCGAAACACCUCGAUGGCUGGUCCAGGCUGGAUUCGAUGCCCGGGCGAAGACAGUCCUGACCAAGAUAUACCAGGAUUGCCCUGGCUGUGACCAGGUGGUGGAACAUGUCUUGCGCAAUAUUAAUGGAGAAAUUGUCCAAGAGGCAUCGGAGCUGGGACAAACUAAGGCUCGUGGCACAAGGCCCCAGUGGUUACAUGAUACCAUUCAACGGGGUCAGCAGUUGCUGCAUGGUGGAAACAGAAGAGCAUUGACUAUAGCGAUGAUGCUCCAGGCGGUCCAACAGCUUUGCGGAUUCAAUAGCCUGAUGUACUUUUCGGCCACAAUUUUCUCCUCCCUUUCGUUCUCCUCGCCGACACUUACAUCACUCUCGGUGGCUAUGACGAACUUCCUCUUCACGCUGCUUGCAUUCGUGCUGAUUGACAGGAUCGGUCGCCGGCGCAUUCUCCUGUAUUCAAUCCCUGUCAUGGUUGUUGCGCUGGUCGUUUGUGCUUUCUCGUUUUCCUCAAUGAACGACAAAUGGAAUUCACAACCAGCUGACCGUCAAGAAAACGAUGAUAAUGCUAGUUCUCUUGUGCCCCUCGCGAUUUUGCUCUGUCUUACUGUCUAUACCGCAGCAUAUGCUCUCGGACUCGGAAAUGUCCCCUGGCAGCAGUCUGAACUCUUUCCUCUGAAUGUACGCUCCCUGGGAUCAGGACUGGCCACUGCAACUAACUGGGGAUCGAACUUUAUCAUUGGUCUGACUUUCUUGCCUAUGAUGGAAUGGAUAUCACCCUCGUGGACGUUUGCUCUCUAUGCACUCGUUUGUGUGGUCGGGUGGGUUGGUGUAUGGGCGAUUUACCCUGAGAUGAGUGGACUUGGCCUUGAGGAAGUGAAGGGUUUAUUGGCAGAUGGAUGGGGAAUCCUCCAGGAUAUUGCAUGCUAUCUCCCCAGUGACCGUGAUAUUCUCAAUCUCUCUCUAUCCUGCAAAGAGACGUGGAGCAAGGUUUUCGAAUCAGAGUCCGCCAUCUGGCGAUAUCGCUUUGGUAAACACUAUGACAUUGUCCCGGGAAGACCCUCUAGGGAGUUGAAGAUUGAAUACCAGAUCCGCGCUAUUGUGCUGAGCUCUCCGAUUCAAUUCAAAGAAGAAGAAGAUGAUCGUCAAUAUCUCUGGAUGGAGGUCAUGCAGACUAUGCUCGAGGAGUCUCUGAAACUAUCCAUCGCCCCUGGAGCAACCUCGAAGACCUUGGAACGUAUACAUGAGACCCUCAAAGGGGUAAAUUUCCUAAGCGAGUUUCAAAAAGGACGAACUUCGUCGCAACUCUUUUAUGCUCUCCAGCUGGGCCUAAGUUCAUUUGCUCUCGACCCAACAAUCACCGAGCCCUGUCGUCGAACCGACUACGACAUCAAACAGGUCUACUCUUAUGCUGAAAAAGUGGGCAAGGCAUUUAUCGACCACGAGAACCUUGACCUCGCCAAAUUGCUGAGCCUGCGCAAUUUCUGGCAGCGACACUUCCUGAACGCUUCCGAGUUUACCUACCAAGAGUCCUUCUCUGGGCUGCCUGCAGAGCUGAGACCCAGGGCGCGAAAGGAUAUUCCAAACGAGGUAUCUAAACUAAGCCCAUCGUGGCUAGGAUACUAUUCGUGCAUGCAUCCGCUGUCAGAUCUGCUGAAGAUCAACGAACGCCAGACAUGCGCUGAUCUCGAGACACACAGCGACGGACUGGACGUAAUGACCCUCGAUCUCCAACCCUCCUCCGAAAAGUUCUGGCCCAAGCAAUGCAGCAAGAUUAUCCCCCUGGCUGGUAGUCCCAAUACUAAGCGGACAUAUUUCGAUGGCAAGCAGAGAGCCUAUGGUGGCGCCUAUGAGGUAGGAAACCCUGUUUUCGGGUUUACCGAAGAGAUUGCUAUCCCACAUGGUGGAGUUGGAGGAUGGACCCGGAUCUGCUUUACUAUCGUUGAAGGAGAUGAGGAGGAAGAGGAAAAGUCACCCUCUCUCAUAAUGGACGGCGAGGGCUGGAUCCAUGGCUAUGAGGCCAUCAUUAUCCCCGGUGGGUGCAUGAUGCUGGGACGGUGGAUGGACAUGAAGGAGCCAGAGGCCAGGGGGCCAUUCAUCUUCUGGGACGUGUGA
Penicillium expansum is the source of this 5151-nucleotide messenger RNA. Its product is annotated as Major facilitator superfamily domain, general substrate transporter. Gene Ontology annotation, molecular function: ATP hydrolysis activity; transmembrane transporter activity; ATP binding. Gene Ontology annotation, cellular component: membrane. Lineage: Eukaryota; Fungi; Ascomycota; Eurotiomycetes; Eurotiales; Aspergillaceae. The transcript has 15 exons. The record is from RefSeq and is a predicted model, not a curated record. The coding region runs from base 1 to 5151 and encodes 1716 amino acids. Gene Ontology annotation, biological process: transmembrane transport.